AAGGCUGCUCCACACCGACAUGCAGAGAUGAUUUCUGUUCUCCAGCCUCGAGAAUGUAAAGUGACCAAAAAGCCCCCAGAGAACUACGGGUUCUACCUGCGUAUUGAGGAAGACACAGCAGGGCACCUCAUCCGGAAUGUGAAAAAGAACAGUCCAGCAGAAAAAGCUGGCUUGAAGGAUGGAGACAGAGUCCUCAGGGUUAAUGGUGUGUUUGUAGACAAGGAGGAACAUGCACAGGUAGUGGAGAUUGUCAAAAACAGCGGGAACUCUGUUGUACUUCUUGUUCUGGAUGACAUAUCUUAUCAAAAGGCAGAAAAGGAGGGAGUGAACUUGGAAGAGCUGGGCCAAAAGGUGUCCACAGGACAGCAGCAGGAACGGCAGUGCCCACCACCCAUGGCUAACGGAGCAAUCACUGCAGCUCCGCAACCCCGGCUCUGCUACCUAGUGAAGGAGGAGAAAGGCUAUGGCUUCUCUCUGAAAACCACAGAAGGACAGAGGGGGUUGUUCAUAGUAGAGCUUUCAUCACAAGGAGCAGCUGCAAAGGCUGGUGUCCAAAAUAACGAUCGUCUGAUUGAAAUCAAUGGGAAAAAUGUGGAAAAUGACACACAUGAGGAAGUGGUGGAAAAGGUAAAGAAGUCUGAAAAUCAUGUUAUGUUUCUACUUUCAAAUGAAGAAACAGACCACUAUUACACAAGCCAGAAGAUGGUACUGAGCAAAGAGAAUGCCAGCCUACGAUUGCUUCCCCUCAAACCACGACACAUUGAGAUCCAGAAAGGAGAAAAAGGUUAUGGCUUUUAUCUACGGUUGGAACAAAAUACUGGUGAUCAUGUAAUCAAGGAUGUUGAUUCUGGGAGCCCAGCAGCCAAGGCAGGUCUCAAAGACAAUGACAUCUUAGUAGCCGUCAAUGGCGAGCAAGUGGAUGGUUUGGAUCAUGAAAGCGUAGUGGGCAAAAUUAAGCAGUCUGAGGCAAAAACCACACUGUUGGUAGUGGAUAAGAAGACUGAUGCCAUGUAUAAACUGGUAAGAAAAAGCAAACUACUCCUAAAAACUGAUAGGACUCAGAAAAGGAACCACAAGCCAAGAAUCUGCAAGAUGGUGAAAGGGCCGAGUGGAUUUGGCUUCAGUUUAAACAUGAUCAAAACCAAGCCUGGACUGUUCAUCAAUGAGGUACAAAACCAUGGGCCAGCUGACAGAGCAGGUGUAGAAAAUGACGACUUCUUGGUGGAAGUGAACGGGGUGAAUGUGAUCAAUGAAUCCUAUGACAAAGUGGUGGCAAGAAUCCAAGAUAGUGGUGACAGACUAACACUACUGGUGUGCAGCAAAGAUGCUUACAAAUACUUCCAGAGCCAGAACAUUCCCAUAACAGUCUCUAUGGCAGAUCCAGUGCAUGACAGUUCUGAACUUCCUGCUUACACAGAAAACCAUCCAUCUGAGGCAGAGAGAAACCCACCUGAACCAAGGGAAAGGGUGCGUAAUCCUGCAUUAAGCAGAUGUUGA
Merops nubicus (carmine bee-eater) is the source of this 1497-nucleotide messenger RNA. RefSeq names its product PDZ domain containing 1 (gene PDZK1). Gene Ontology annotation, molecular function: signaling receptor binding; protein-membrane adaptor activity. The coding region runs from base 28 to 1497 and encodes 489 amino acids. NCBI's taxonomy places the organism in Eukaryota, Metazoa, Chordata, Aves, Coraciiformes, Meropidae. The transcript is spliced from 9 exons. The record is from RefSeq and is a predicted model, not a curated record. Gene Ontology annotation, cellular component: apical plasma membrane. Gene Ontology annotation, biological process: protein localization to plasma membrane.